Molecule: messenger RNA, 1800 nt
Organism: Trichoderma reesei QM6a
Lineage: Eukaryota; Fungi; Ascomycota; Sordariomycetes; Hypocreales; Hypocreaceae
Exons: 3
Coding region: 1-1800 (599 amino acids)
Source: RefSeq, a predicted model, not a curated record
AUGGCGCGCCAGAAACAAGCAAAGCCAGCCAAGGCCGACGACAAUGAUGCCGCUGCAAACGCAUCCCUAGGCUUCACCCCGGAGCGGUUCGAGCGGGAGCUCAAGGACCUGGCGGCCAAGGCCAAGAGCGACACGCCGGGCCAGCGGCUGCUGGGCCAGGCGACGCUCUACGUCAAGGCGGCGGCGCUGCUGACGCUGCUGGGCGUCUACUCCAACGCCUCGCGGCUGGCGCUGUCGCCAGUCUACGGGGCCGUGCCGGCGUCGGCGGCAGGCUGGCAUUCCAAGGCGCUCAUGGCCGGCUGCUUCGUCGGCUGGGCGGGCAACCUGGCGCUGAGGCAGCUGCUCACGGCGAGGCUGCUGCUGCCGCUGGUGGCGCUGUACGUGCCCGCGGUGCAGUGCCUCCUGUACGGCUUCAGCCAGGCGCUGGGGCCGAGCUGGGGGCCGCUCGUGACGGAGGGGGCGACGUUGGUUCCACUGGCGAUCCUGACGGCUGCUUCCGUGGCGGAUGAGCUGGAGGGUGCGGACCUGAGUUCGUUGCCAAGGAGCCUGGCGGACGCUGCUCCUGGAAUUGGAUCGUGGGGGGUGCUCAAGCUGGUUGAGCACGUUGCGGAGAAGAUGCUGCAGAGGCACGUCGGGACGGUGUUUUGGUACACGCGGAUGGGCCUGGAGGUCCUGCUGGCCGGGUGCUACGCGGUGCUUGCGCCCUCGAGGUGGCUCGCCCUCGCGAUCCCGGCGCUGGUGCACACGGCCAUGUUCAACCCUCACGUGGCCACGCCGGCGGCGACGGCGCUGCUCAACACCACCUUGCAGGCGGACCACUGGCUGCUGCUGGACCGGCGGGAGUCGGUGACGGGGUACGUCUCGGUCGUCGAGAACACGCAGAGCAGGAUGCGCGUCAUGCGGGCCGACCACAGCUUGCUGGGGGGAGACUGGGUGGACUGGCGGGGGAACCAGGUGACGGAGCCCAUCUACGCCGUCUUUGUGAACCUCGAGGCGAUCCGCUUGGUGGAGAGGGAGAAGCCGGUGGCGGAUUCGCGGGCCAAGGCGUUGGUCAUUGGCCUUGGUAUUGGCACGACGCCGUCGGCACUGGUGUCUCACGGCAUCGAGACGACGGUUGUGGAGAUUGAUCCGGCCGUGUACGAGUUUGCCCAAAAGUACUUUCAGCUCAGGGAGAACCACCCUCCUGUCAUUGACGACGCCGUCAAGUACACGAACAAGGCCGCCAAUGAGACCAAGGAAGUCUACGACUACAUUGUUCACGACGUCUUUACGGGCGGCGUAGAGCCCGUGGCCCUGUUUACCUAUGAGUUUCUGAAUAAUCUCUAUACUCUGCUGAAGCCAGAUGGUGUCAUUGCCAUUAACUACGCUGGCGAUUUGAUGCUGCCCACUUCAAAGACCAUUGUCCGAACCAUUCUGAAAACCUUUCCGACCUGCCGCCUCUUUAGGGAGAACCCUCCGGACAAGAGAGUCGUUGCCGAGACGGGCGCGGAUUUCACAAACGUCGUCAUCUUCUGCCGCAAGGCGGCCAAAGGGCAACAACAACAACAACAGCAGCAACAACUUACGUUUCGCGACCCGGUGCCGGGGGAUUACCUCAACAGCCCUUCUCGCCAGAGCUUCCUGACUCCUCAGCAUGAGAUUCUACCUCGGGAGCUGUUUGCCUUGGGCAAGGACGAAGAGGGCAGCGUCUUGUAUAGGAAUGGGACGGAUAAGAUUGGUAAGGGGCAGUUGGCGAAUGCGAUUGGGCAUUGGAAGGUGAUGCGGACUGCGCUUCCGGCUCGGUUCUGGGAGAAUUGGUAG